AUGCCAACCAAUGUUAGGAAGACCGAUAUGCAGUUGACGAAUAACAAUAACAGUCAGUACCGAGGAAGGCACUACACUAAGAACGGGAGCAACCGGAAACAAAGUCACGACGAUGAAGCAGGCGAGAACAGAGCAGUCACCCUGGGAAAAGCCCGUGCUCGGACGGAAUGGGAUGGGACGCAGCGCGAGUAA
Messenger RNA from Aspergillus puulaauensis, 192 nucleotides. RefSeq lists its product as uncharacterized. Bases 1 to 192 code for a protein of 63 amino acids. NCBI's taxonomy places the organism in Eukaryota, Fungi, Ascomycota, Eurotiomycetes, Eurotiales, Aspergillaceae. The transcript has 2 exons. The record is from RefSeq and is a predicted model, not a curated record.